Molecule: messenger RNA, 1437 nt
Organism: Pseudozyma hubeiensis SY62
Lineage: Eukaryota; Fungi; Basidiomycota; Ustilaginomycetes; Ustilaginales; Ustilaginaceae
Product: ZIP Zinc transporter
Exons: 1
Coding region: 1-1437 (478 amino acids)
Biological process (GO): zinc ion transmembrane transport
Cellular component (GO): plasma membrane
Molecular function (GO): zinc ion transmembrane transporter activity
Source: RefSeq, a predicted model, not a curated record
AUGUUCGGCCUCAAACGAGCUUCAGUAGCCGCGCUGCUGCUGCUAGCCGCUACACCCUUCGUCUCGGCCCAAGCGUCGAUCACCACGGCGAUCACCGUAAGCGGCACGCCCACCACCACCAUCGUGGCACCCUCGCCUACCGGUCGAGGCUAUUGCGAGUUCUUCGUCGAUCACUGGGACUGCGAUCCCACACGCGCCGAGGUCACCACCACUGCAUCCUCUCCGAGCGCGGUUCCGUCUCCGGAAGGCCAGAACUGCGUGCUGCACGUGGAUCACUACCACUGCGACGCCGCGACGACGAGCACUACCGCUGCAGCUGCUGCACAGGCGAGCCCUACCGGUCAAGGGGAGUGCGUCUUCCACGUUGACCACUGGGAUUGUGAAGGUGGUGAUCACGCUGGUCACGACCACUCCGGUCAUUCGCACGCUGGACACAGCCACGGACCCUCGGAGCUGUACGGCUGCGGUCUCGCGCCGCUCGAAGACUACGACCUGCCGCUUCACAUCGGAGCGGUGUUCAUCCUGCUCGUCUCGACCGCACUCGGUGCCUACCUGCCCAUCCUCCUCUACACCAGAUCAUCCCGGAGCGAGAGGUCGAACCGAUGGGCGGACGAGAUCUUCUUCAUCUGCAGACACUUUGGCACGGGUGUUCUGAUCAGCACCGCCUUCGUCCACCUGCUCAGUCACGCCGUGCUGUACUUUGGCAACGAAUGCGUGGGAGAGCUCAAGUACGAGGCUACGGGACCGGCGAUCGCCAUGGGUGCAGUCUGGUUGGUGUUUCUGAUGGACUUUUUCCUGCUCAGAGCGUUGAGGAAGAAGUCUGUCGCCCAACCUGCUGAACAGCAGCAGGAGCAGAUGGAGAAACGUGAAUCCAACUCUUCCCUCGAUCACACCGAUUCCUCGCUCACCGAGGGUGGUGGCUUGUACGGUGGUCUCUCGUAUGCUCAGGCCAAAGUGGCAGAGUGGGACGUGAUCGCCAUCGAAGCCGGUAUCAUCUUCCACUCGAUCCUCAUUGGUGUCACGUUGGGUGUCGCGACGGGGUCCGGAUUCGUAGCGCUGCUGAUCGCGAUCGUCUUCCACCAGCUGUUCGAAGGUCUGGCGUUGGGUUCGCGUCUAUCGCUGCUAACGUGGAAGAGCACCGCGUACAAGGCGACCAUGGCAACCGCCUUCGUGCUCAUUACCCCCAUCGGUGUCGCCAUCGGCAUCGGUGUGAGGAAGAGCUUCAACAGCAACAGCGCAGCGACGUUGAUCACGCUCGGAACGUUCCACGCGCUCAGCGCGGGUAUCCUGCUGUACACUGCGCUCGUCGAGCUUCUCAGUGGUGAUUUUAUCCACAACGUCAAGAUGCAGAAGAACUCGUUGGCAAGGUGCAUCGCUGCGGUGGCCGCCUUGACCAUCGGCAUCAUGGCUAUGUCGGUGCUUGCGUUGUGGGCCUAA